AUGGAGUCCCAGGACAUCGAGGAGCUGCAGCAAGAAGUGAUGGAGGAGCUGGGAAUCUCCAUGGAGGAGCUCCGGGAUAUCAUCGACGAAGAGCUGGAGAAGUCAGAGUACGUGAAGCAGAAGAGGCAACAGCUGGAGGAGCUGGAGAAGUGUGUGAAACAGAAGGAAGAAGAGAUGGGUCACGUUGACUGGCUCUUUGGCGACGCUUCCAGAGACCUCGAUAAAUGCAGGAUCUUGCUGAAGAAUCUGUACUCCGACCUGGGCCUCCAGUACUGCGGCAGCAGUUCCGAGGACGAGGACUCGGCUGCCAAGCCCAUGGAAGUGAUCGAGAUCCCCGAUGAGGAUGACGACGAUGUCCUGAGUAUCGAUACGGGCAAUAGUAGUCCCAGAAUCACAAAGGAUCAGACUCGGCUGCGGGAAGCCAUGGCUGCCAUGAGGAAGUCUGCCCAGGAUGUUCAGAAAUUCGUGGAUGCCGUAAACAAGAAAACGAGUGCCCAGGACGCACAGGAAGGUCAGAGCUUCCCGGGUGAUCUCAGCAAUGACGGUGACCUGAACGUUGGCAUGAGGAUCCUGGGCAAGAAGAGAACCAAAACGUGGCACAAAGGAACUCUGAUUGCAAUCCAGACGGUCGGCGCUGGGAAGAAGUACAAAGUGAAGUUUGAUAAUAAAGGGAAGAGUUUGCUUUCGGGCAAUCACAUCGCUUACGACUAUCACCCCUCCCCUGAGAAACACUACGUUGGCAGCAGGGUUGUGGCAAAAUACAAAGAUGGGAAUCAAGUCUGGCUGUAUGCCGGCAUUGUGGCCGAAACCCCGAACGUGAAGAACAAAGACAGGUUCUUGAUCUUCUUUGAUGAUGGCUACGCUUCAUACGUCAAGGAGUGGGAGCUGUACCCGAUCUGCAGGCCACUGGAAAAGACCUGGGAAGACAUAGAGGAUGUCUCCUGUCGCGAUUUCAUUGAGGAGUACAUCACAGCCUACCCCAACCGUCCCAUGGUGCUGCUGAAGAACGGCCAGCUGAUCAAAACGGAGUGGGAAGGGACCUGGUGGAAAUCCAGAGUGGAAGAAGUGGAUGGCAGUCUGGUCAAAAUCCUUUUCCUGGAUGACAAACGCUGUGAGUGGAUUUACCGGGGUUCCACGCGCCUGGAGCCCAUGUUCAGCAUGAAAACUUCCACAGCCUCCACCCAGGAAAAGAAGCAAAGUGGACAAGCAAGGACUCGUCCCAACGUCGGUGCUGUCAGGAGCAAAGGGCCGGUCGUACAGUACACCCAGGAUUUAACGGGAGCUGGCACCCAGUACAAACCUUUGGAGCAGAUGCAGGCGGCCUCGCUGGCUGCACGGCCCGUUUCUCCGCAGCCCACCGAGACGGAAUGCUCCGACGGUCAGCUGGCCCAGUCGAGAAAGCAAGUGGCCAAGAAAAGCACUUCCUUCCGUCCCAGCUCCGUGGGCUCUGGGCAGUCAUCGCCGCCGUCGCCGGUCCUGAGCGAUACACCCGCGGCGGGCCGGGCCGGCGCGGCCCUGCAGCAUCGCGGCCCGGCAGGCAGCGGCACAGCGCAGCCCUUCCACGGCAUGAUGGACCGCGUGCCCAACGAGCCCUCUUACCGAGCCCCCCUGGAGAAACUCUUCUACCUGCCGCACGUCUGCAGCUACACCUGCGUGUCCCGCGUCCGCCCCAUCCGCAGCGACCAGUACCGCAGCAAAAACCCGCCGAUCAUCCCCCACGUCCUCUACAAGACGCCGUGCGGGCUGUGCCUGCGAACCAUGCAGGAGAUCGAGCGGUACCUUUUCGAGACAGACUGCGACUUCCUUUUCCUGGAGAUGUUCUGCCUGGACCCCUACGUGCUGGUGGACCGCAAGUUCCAGCCCUACAAACCCUACUACUACAUCGCAGACAUUACCAAGGGCAGGGAGGACGGGCCGCUGUCAAGCCCUGCGUGCCCAUCCCUCACGUAUACGCGUGCAGAAGAUGGGAUUUCUUUUCCUUCCUGCAAAACUGGCACGUGGAACUAACCUCUGGGGCAUGGGUGGGUUUUCUUGUGUGUCUCCAGAUCGAAAUGUGCCUGUCACCAGCUGACAGUCCAAGCGACGGGCUGCACCCCGGGUGGGCAGAUCAACCCCAAUUCCGGAUACCAGCACAAAAGGCUGGAGGAGUGCCUCCCGACGGGAGUUUACGAGUGUAACAAGAGGUGCAAGUGCAACGUCAACAUGUGCACCAACCGCCUGGUCCAGCACGGGCUCCAGGUGCGGCUGCAGUUGUUCAAGACCCAGAACAAGGGCUGGGGCAUCCGCUGCCUGGACGACAUCGCGAAAGGCUCUUUCGUCUGCAUCUACGCAGGGAAAAUCCUGACGGAUGACUUUGCUGACAAAGAGGGGUUAGAGAUGGGCGACGAAUAUUUUGCAAACCUGGAUCACAUUGAGAGCGUGGAGAACUUCAAGGAGGGCUACGAGAGCGACGCAAAAUGCUCUUCUGACAGCAGCGGGGUGGACCUCAAGGACGAAGAGGAGGAAAACACAGGCACUGAGGAGCAGGAGGAGUCCAACGAGGACAGCUCUGACGACAACUUCUGCAAGGACGAGGACUUCAGCACCAGCUCGGUGUGGCGCAGCUAUGCCACGCGACGGCAGACCCGGGGCCAGAAGGAGAACGGGCUGUCGGAGACGGCCUCCAAGGACUCGGGGCUCACCCGGCAGAUCAGCCACGAUGAGGUGGCGGCGGCUGCCUCCUGUAAGCUCCCGGUGUCCGAGGAGACCUCGAAGAACAAAGUGGCCUCGUGGCUGAGCUCCAACAGCAUGUCUGACGGCUUCCAGGACAACGACAGCACCUCCUCCUUCAAGAUAAGCGAAGGUGGCGAGGCCAAGGCUGGCAAAACGGAGCUCCCUGGUGAGAGAGAGAAAACCUCUGCUUCUGCCCCGGGCGACCCGGAUGGAGAAUCGAAGGCAGCGAAGAAAGACGUAAGGCAGGAACCUGAAGAUUCAACCAAAAUUCCCGGGCUGAGCGACUUGGGAAGGAUGUACGGCUACAACCCCAGCCCUCCCAAACUGGAAGGGAUCCGGAGGCCGACGAGCAAGACGGCCCUGCUGCAGAGCAGGCGGCAUUCCCUCGCCCCGCAGCCCACCACGGAUGUAAGCGGGGAUCCCUGGGGCUGCGGACGUGGGCUGGAAGGGCGACGCUCUCCCCUGAGCCAAGCUGCCGCCAACGACAGCGACGACAUCCAGACCAUCUCCUCGGGCUCCGAGGAGGAGGAGGGGGAUGACAAGAAAAACCCCUCGUCUGGGUCAGGUCCCGUCAAGAGGCAGGUGGCGGUGAAAUCCACCCGCGGCUUUGCCCUGAAAUCCACCCACGGCAUCGCCAUCAAGUCCACCAACAUGGCAGCGGCCGACAAGGGCGAGAGCGCGCCCGUCCACAGAACCACGCGCCAGUUCUACGACGGAGAGGAGUCCUGUUACAUCAUCGACGCCAAGCUGGAAGGGAACCUGGGCCGGUACCUCAACCACAGCUGCAGCCCCAACCUCUUCGUGCAGAACGUUUUCGUGGACACGCACGACCUCCGCUUCCCCUGGGUCGCCUUCUUCGCCAGCAAGUGA
Molecule: messenger RNA, 3582 nt
Organism: Tauraco erythrolophus (red-crested turaco)
Lineage: Eukaryota; Metazoa; Chordata; Aves; Musophagiformes; Musophagidae
Source: RefSeq, a predicted model, not a curated record